Molecule: messenger RNA, 2670 nt
Organism: Seminavis robusta
Lineage: Eukaryota; Bacillariophyta; Bacillariophyceae; Naviculales; Naviculaceae
Source: the annotation of a GenBank genome assembly
AUGAAGAAAAUCCAGAGUCAGAGCAAUACAAACCUCAUAUAUGGGAAUCCAGCAGUGCAAAUACCAAACAAGAUGAAACCCCGUGUUCAAGUCCUCAAGAGUUCUGAUGAUGGGUCCGAUCAGGCAUCCCAAGGCGGCGACGGCACCUUGUCACAUCUCGCUUCCUGCUUGAAUGCUUUCCUUUGUUGGAAGUGGAGCCGGACCGUUGCACUACGCGUGCUCUUCGUCACCAGCAUCAUCUUCGCGAUCUUCAUAUGCAGCCUGGUGUCGUACCUGAUAAUCCGUGACUUGGAGUACGAGGUUGGCCACCAAACAUAUGAAAGCGUUGCGGCCAGUGCCUUGAAAGCCGCCCGCGAAAUCACCCUUCGAAAAUAUCAAGCCGCCAAGGUCAUGGAGUCCGUCCUAAGUUUUGCCUUUCCGGAUGCUGAAAUGUGGCCUUAUGUGGGUCUCAACGGGUACUUUCACACAUCGAGGGAAGUGGCUGCAUUGGCGAGCACGGGCUCGAUGGGUAUGAGCGUCUUUGUCCAACCUCCCGAGGCAGCAGCCUUUGAAAGCUUUAUUCAGGAGCACUUUGACCAGCAGGGCUACCCACCGGAUGCCGGGCUCAGCGAUUUUGGAUUCGGCAUUUAUACAAGGGAUCCGGACUCUCCUUUUGCCGAUGGUAGGGUUCCGUCGCGUACGGGAAACGACACAUCGGACGGGGGAAGUCCAUACACGAUUCUAGCCCCUAUAAUGGAUCAUUCUAUGUGGAACACCAACGCUCUCAUGUACGACGUACAUUCCACAGACACUGCUGUUGAUGCCCUUUUUGAGUGCACUGAACAUGCAACCCAGAAUUCUGACUUCCUGGCAACAAUGACAGACGCACCUACUGCACCCCAAAAGCCUGCUUGCACGGUGAGCACGGGUUUCAAGAAGUUGAUCAGUCGACCAGACCUUGCAACAUUGGUCGACCAGCCAAUAUACCCAGCCAAUGAUCCUACUACAGUGGUGGGCUUUGUUGGAACGUCUAUCCAGUGGAUCGAGGUGCUUGACCAAAUCGUGCCGGAUUUCUUUGAUACUCUAGUCGCAGUAAUAUCUACGGAUUCACAAUGGCAUUCAAACACUGACUUCGGUACCGUGACGUAUAUCAUUCGACAUGGGCACGCGGUCUUUCUUGGCGAAGGAGAUCAGCACGAUAGAAGAUUCGACUCAUCUGCCCGGUCGAUAGUGUUGAACGAUGUCGCGGGAGCAACGAAGUCGGUGCAUGUAACGCUCACAGUAUACCCAAACUCAUUUGAUCAGUUCGCCACCAAAAGUCCAUUGGCCGUGUCAUUGGGAUUUGCGGCAGUCAUUGCGAUAUGCACAGUGAUCUUCUUUGUGUAUGACUUCUUGAUGCAAAGUGACAUCAACGAGCGCAAGGUUGUGUUGGAGAUGAAGCGUCGAUUCGUCCGCUUCAUUUCUCAUGAAAUACGAACGCCAUUGAACACUGUUUGCAUGGGGUUGGAGCUACUCGAGUCAGAGCUGGGGCCGCACAGAGAUCGAAAUGUCACACCUGAGGCUUCGAGUUCGUCGCUUGCGCCAGAGAGCUCUUCAGGAGCCAGUGUUGACUACUGGUACGAUAUCACCCGAGACAUACAAGAGAACGCUUCCAGUGCAGUGGGGAUUCUGAACGAGUUGCUGAAAUAUGAUAAGAUCGAAACUGGCAACCUGGAGCUGGAAAUCGGACAGGUCUUGAUGUGGGACCUGGUCGCAAAAGUUGUCAGUCAGUUCAGGCUUCAGGCUGUAAACAAGGAAGUAGACCUUUCGUUUACCGUUACGGACAACCACAGUGACCGCGACCCAGAAGUUGGCGAGGGAAUGGUGUCCGAAAGUCUGCGAGAACUAGUUGUUGUCGGGGAUCCCAUGCGACUAAGUGAGGUUGUAAGAAACGUCAUAUCUAAUGCUCUUAAAUUCACCCCCAUUGGCGGACUGAUCAAGGUUUCAGUCGAGUACAAGAAAGAUGGUUUACCAGAGAAGCGGAGUUGGGGAAGGAAACGAAAUUUUCAGCUCACGUCAAAUUCGACUGACCAGAUGCAGGCGUCAGAUCAAAGCACUGGAGAUUCCAAUUCCCUGGCAUGUUUCUACAGCUUCCCGCGCGCUGGAUCUAUCCUGAUUAGUGUGACAGAUACUGGGGUGGGCAUGUCAGAACAUCAGCUAUCGCGCGUUUUCGUCGAAGGCGUUCAAUUCAACGCAAACAGGCUGCAGGCUGGUGGUGGAAGCGGGUUAGGACUAUGCAUCAGCAAAGGCAUUAUCGAACGGCACCGCGGUGCCAUUGUUGCAUCAUCGGCUGGUGAGGGCAAAGGCUGCACCUUCAGCGUGGAACUUCCUCUGUACGAUUCAAGUUGCGAUCAAUUCAAAACUGAGUCGCUGGUUUCUGAGAAGUUGCCUACAAUGGCUGAUUCCGCUGACACAUGCCCAGACAAAGUGGCUCCUACUGGCACCGGCAGUAUGGCAGUGGACAUGGAGACCGUACCAACCAUCGAAGACGACCGAAGGCUCGAAGCACAGUUCAACCCCUCAAGAGAAACAAUGUUUGGCACCGUCGACAACGCCACUUGGCUCGACGCGAGGUUCUUCAGUUCCUGCCCCGCCACCCUCAACGCCGUCAAAGGCAGAAACGCAGAAGCACACAGUGUUGGUCGUGGAUGA